CCUUCCCGCCCUCCGCCAUCAGAUGGCACCCUUGCACGGCCUUCAGGCGACCGCUGCCGGAGGGUAUCUCCGUGGCCCCAGAGAAGGCCCCGCCUCUCUGCACGCAGCCCGUGGGCGCCGGUGAUGGCGCCGCUCCCUAAGCUCGCUGUCUUCGAUCUGGAUUACACGCUCUGGCCAUUCUGGGUGGACACGCACGUAGACCCCCCAUUCCACAAGAGCAGUGAUGGGACUGUACGAGAUAGGCAAGGCAGGACCAUCCGACUGUACCCAGAGGUGCCCGAGGUCCUGGACCGAUUUCGAGGCCUUGGGGUGCCCAUGGCAGCCGCUUCACGGACAGGUGAAAUAGAAGGGGCCAACCAGCUACUGGAGCUCUUUGACCUUGCCAGAUACUUUGUUCAAAGGGAAAUCUAUCCAGGCAGCAAGGUCACACACUUUGAGAGGCUGCAGCAGAAGACUGGAGUUCCUUUCUCCCAGAUGAUCUUCUUUGAUGAUGAGAAGCGGAAUAUUGUUGACGUCAGCAAACUGGGUACUGAGUGGUGUUACCUGCAUUCAUGUUCAGAAUGGAAUGAGUCUUCAAGUCCUGACUCAAGGACUAGAGACAUUUGCAAAGGCCCACACUGGACCCUGAGGUCCAGUCCUGCGGAUGAGCCUCAUUUGAGGCAUAAAACUCAAGGAAACCAGGAAGGCAUUUUCAGGUUGGACGGUCUGUUUGAAGCGGCUGCUUCGAGCCGAGCUUGCGGGUUUGGGGCUGGUGGCUCGCGUCACGUGACAGCAGUGGCUUCCUUGGCGCCGGGUGAUGUCGCAGCGGAGCCCCAAGAAGGGAUUGGCCGAGGCGGGUCUCUGAGCGCUGGGCUGCAGGCUCCCAGGAACAAGGCGGAAGUGUGCGGGACGCCGUGGGGCAGAGGCAGGACAGGCGGGGGCCAUGAGUGGUCUCGGCCGACUCUUCGGGAGGGGGACAUUGACAAGGUGGAUGAACUGAUGGCCGACAUCACAGAACAACAGGAGGUGGCCCAGCAGAUUUCUGAUGCCAUUUCUCGGCCUGUGGGCUUUGCAGAUGAUGUGGAUGAGGAUGAACUGUUGGAGGAACUAGAGGAGCUGGAACAAGAGGAAUUGGCUCGGGAGUUGUUACAUGUGGGCGACAAGGAGGAAGAACCCCCAGUCAAACUGCCCAGUGUACCCUCUACACAUCUGCCUGCAGGGCCAGCUCCCAAAGCGGAUGAAGAUGAGGACGCACUAAAGCAGUUGGCUGAGUGGGUAUCCUGAUGAGUCUGGGCUGAUCUUCCUGAUGCUGCCUUCGUUGAUCUCUUUUCCUUAAGUGCCAAGUGCUGAGCUAAAGGAACAUAGCCUUUUUGGGAGGCCCUGCUGAGGGUGGUGGUAGAGCCCUGCCUGAGAAAGGGUCUGCUGCCCUCCAAUCCCUGGCUUGGAUCAACUCUGAAGAAGGAUCUUGGUGUGGGAGGAGCCCCUGGGCUCCCUUCUCUUUGAUAGCAGUUACAGUGCCCUUCAAUAAAAUUGGGCAGAUGGAAUCCUAGUGCUUAUACGGCCUUGUCUGCACCUGAAACUUGGAGCUGUUUCAGGCAGUGAAUACUAACAGGAGUAAUGAAGGGGCAUUGUAACAUAGAAUAAAUGUUUCCAAUAUCUUACCUA
Molecule: messenger RNA, 1644 nt
Organism: Myotis daubentonii (Daubenton's bat)
Lineage: Eukaryota; Metazoa; Chordata; Mammalia; Chiroptera; Vespertilionidae
Gene: MDP1
Product: charged multivesicular body protein 4a
Exons: 10
Coding region: 124-1263 (379 amino acids)
Molecular function (GO): acid phosphatase activity
Source: RefSeq, a predicted model, not a curated record